AUGAAGUUCUCCAUCAUCUCUACUCUUCUCGCUGCCACCGCCUCUGCUUUUCCCGCUGGUCAGGAUGCCGCUGCUCUCGAGGCUCGCCAGCUAGGCGGCAGCAUCACCCGCAACGAUCUUGCCAACGGCAACAGCGGUUCAUGCCCUGGCGUCAUCUUCAUCUACGCUCGCGGCUCCACUGAGUCCGGCAACCUUGGUACUCUCGGUCCCCGCGUUGCUUCAAAGCUCGAGGCCAAGUACGGCAGGAACGGUGUCUGGAUCCAGGGCGUUGGCGGUGCUUACCGUGCUACCCUUGGUGACAACGCUCUUCCUCGCGGAACUUCUAGCGCUGCUAUCCGUGAGAUGCUGGGCCACUUUAACGACGCUAACCAGAAGUGUCCUGAUGCUGUUCUCAUCGCUGGAGGUUACAGCCAGGGUGCUGCUCUCGCCGCUGCUAGUGUCACCGACGUUGACGCUGGUAUUCGUGAGAAGAUCGCUGGAGUUGUUCUCUUUGGAUACACCAAGAACCUCCAGAACCGUGGAAAGAUUCCCAGCUACCCCGAGGACCGCACCAAGGUCUUCUGCAACGCUGGUGAUCUUGUCUGCACUGGCUCUCUCAUCGUCGCUGCUCCUCACUUGGCCUACCAGAGCGCUGCUUCUGGCGCUGCUCCAGAGUUCCUGAUCCAGAAGGCUGAUGCUGCUGGAGCUGCCUAA
Molecule: messenger RNA, 693 nt
Organism: Fusarium mangiferae
Lineage: Eukaryota; Fungi; Ascomycota; Sordariomycetes; Hypocreales; Nectriaceae
Product: putative cutinase 1 precursor
Exons: 2
Coding region: 1-693 (230 amino acids)
Biological process (GO): carbohydrate catabolic process
Cellular component (GO): extracellular region
Molecular function (GO): cutinase activity
Source: RefSeq, a predicted model, not a curated record